Molecule: messenger RNA, 5556 nt
Organism: Acytostelium subglobosum LB1
Lineage: Eukaryota; Evosea; Eumycetozoa; Acytosteliales; Acytosteliaceae
Exons: 3
Coding region: 1-5556 (1851 amino acids)
Biological process (GO): positive regulation of transcription by RNA polymerase II
Cellular component (GO): nucleus
Molecular function (GO): ATP-dependent chromatin remodeler activity; ATP binding; DNA binding
Source: RefSeq, a predicted model, not a curated record
AUGAAUCCAGUCACUACGUCUCCAUUGCAAGCACCGGCGGCAUCAUAUCAACAUCAGCAGUUUCCUCACGCACUGCAGCAGCAGCAUCAACAACACACACUGGCACUCGGUCAACAGAGCAAUAGUACACAGCAGACUGCAUCGCCGCCUCAGUCAUCUCAGUCGUCAUCAUCACUGGCAGUCAAUGGAUCGGCAGCACCCAAUGCCACCGACUACAAUCAGCAAUAUCAACAGAUGCUUCAUAUGCAGCAGCAGCAUCAACAGCAACAGCAACAGCAACCUCAGCAGACUGAGUCUCCACCAAUGAUGAUCUCAAUGCAGCAGCAGCAACAGCAGCAACCUCAACAGACACAGCACCAGCCGCAGCAGCAGUCAUCAUACAUGAUGGGUCCCAUUGAGAAUCAGAUCAAUCAGUUCCAGCAACAACAACAACAGCAGCAACAGCAACAGCAGCAACCCCCGACGACGCCGACUACACAACAACAAACUCAACAAACACAGCAGCAGCAACAGCAGCAGAUCCAACAACAGCAGUUACAACAGCAGCAACAAACAGCAGCCAAACAACAUCAUAUGAUUCAACAGCAGAUGCUAAUGAGCAAGAUGGCACCUCCUCCUGCGCAGCAGCAACAACAUCAACAACAACAACAACAACAACAACAGCAACCAACACAGCAGCAGCAGCCUGUUGGGCAGCCGAUGCCUCAGACUCCGCCUAUCUCCUCACCCAUAAUGGUACGCACACAGCAGCCACAAUAUCAAUAUGCCGAGGCGGCCACUGGGCAGCUACACCAACAACAGCUGAUACAACAGCAACAACAACUGCCGCAGCAGCAGCAGCAACAGCAGCCGCAACAGCCAGGGAUGGGCGUGCCACAGCAGCCAACUGGAGUGGUGCAGCAGCAGUCUACACCACAACAACAACAACCUGUAAAUCCACAGCAACAACAACAACAGCAGCCACAACAGCAAAAGAUACCCAUAUUAACAAAAGAGAAGUACAUUGAAAUAUACCAACGCCUGGAUAACUAUCACAACACUGCAUAUGACUUCAACGAUAAAGCUUAUCAAAACUGCGUGUACUUGGUGGUCAAGAAUCGACCUUCACUUCAGCUGUCAAGUCAGGAGACAGAACUGAUCAACAGAGUCAAUACAGUGCUGAAGAGGACCUUCCCAAAGAGUGCCCAGACGGUCAAGUCGCCUGGCAUGCCCUCACAGCAACAACAGCCACAGCAACCAGGACAACUACCACGCGUCGUACUGACGCAAGAGCAAAUCGACCUGCUAAAGCUACAGCUCAAGGCAUUCUCAUACAUCUCCACAUGGAUCGAGCAGACGCAGAAGGGAUUGCCGACCGAGCCCAUUGCGCCCGAGCUCAUGGCCCUGCUCAACGUGUCCAAGAGCAAGUUGCUGGCGUCAUUUCCCAAACCCAACAGCGUCACACAACCAACAUCAGCAACGGCGGUCGCUACAGGUGGUGUUGUGUCACCCUCUGCGCAAUCCGUGAACGCCUCUGCACACCCAACGGCGAUGUAUAUGUCACAACCAAUGCCCAUGGGCGUCGCACCCGGCAGCGCGCCAGCCACACCCGGAGGCCUGUUGAUAUCCUCCCCUCCUGUAAUAUCAGUAUCGAUGCAGCAACAGCAACAACAAGUCGUUGCCGCGCCACCACCCAUCCAGAUACAGGCACCUCCACCACCCCCACAGCCACAAUACGUUCUGCCACCCGUCGAGUCCCUGAAGCCUGCGCCAGUCGACUUUAUGACGCUCAAAGAGUCUGAAGAGAGCGCGAUCAAGAGUCGCAUGAGCCGCAGGAUCAUCGACGUUAGGGAGCUACUAUUGACGUGCACCGACGACACACUUCGCCUGCAGCUGACUGUCGAGCUCAAGCAGCUGACACUGUUUGACCUGCAGCGCAAGGUGCGCACAGAGAUGCUUGAGUACGCCCUCGAGAACAAUGUGGGCGCCAGCUCGAGCAAGGUGGGCGGCACUGGCCACUCGUCUGCCAACAAGGUGAAGAAGCCGUCGCGCGAUGCGACGCGCACCAAGCAGCAACAACAGGAGGAAGUGGAGAAGACACGUUUCCAAACAUUCAUCUCGUCCGUCCUGCAACAUGGCAAGGACUUCAAGGAGUACCACGCCAACAAGAUGGUCAAGGUCAAGAAGGUAUCGAAGCGCGUGACCAACUACUUUGUGCAGCUGGAGAAGCGCGAGCAACAACAGCGUGAGCGUGAGGAGCGUGAGCGUCUGCGUGCGCUCAAGACCAACGAUGAGAGCAAGUACCUCAAGCUGCUGGAGCAGACCAAGAACCAGCGUCUGCGUGAGCUCUUUGAUCAGACCAACGAAUUCCUCGACAAGAUCUCACAUCUCAUUCAGAAGGAGAAGAUGACCACGACCGAGGAGGUCGAGCCUGAGGUUGGCGCCGAGCCCCUAUCACCCAAGACCGGUACCACACAGUCUGCGCCACUUGUCAGCAAGGCGCACUCUUACUACUCAAAGGCUCACUCGAUUGUGGAGGAGAUCCCCGAUCAACCCCUGCUGCUAGAAGGUGGCCAACUGAAACCCUAUCAGAUGCAGGGUCUGCAGUGGCUCGUAUCACUCUACAACAACAAGCUCAAUGGUAUUCUGGCAGAUGAGAUGGGUCUGGGCAAGACAAUCCAGACCAUCGCACUGGUAACCUAUCUGAUGGAGAAGAAGAGCAACAAGGGCCCUUACCUGGUCAUUGUGCCACUGUCCACACUGUCCAACUGGGGCCAGGAGUUCACAAAGUGGGCGCCCAAGGUGCAGAAGAUCCUCUACACUGGCAAGAAGGAGGUGCGCAAGGCUAUCUACGAGCAUCACAUUGCCCCCUCGACAUUCAACGUGCUGGUCACCACCUACGAGUACAUCAUCAAGGACAAGAACAUGCUGGCCAAGGUCAAGUGGGCCUACAUGAUUGUGGACGAGGGUCAUCGUAUGAAAAACUAUAGUAGUAAGCUGGCCGUCACCCUUGGCAGUUUCUACUCCAGUCGAUACAGACUAUUGCUCACUGGUACACCUUUGCAGAACUCGCUGCCCGAGCUGUGGGCCCUCCUCAACUUCCUGCUGCCAAACAUCUUUGACAGUGUUGACGACUUUGAGCAGUGGUUCAACGCACCAUUCGCGGCCACUGGCGAGAAGCUCGAGAUGAACGAAGAGGAACAACUUCUGAUCAUCCAGCGUCUGCACAAGGUGCUGCGUCCAUUCCUCCUGCGACGUCUCAAGACCGAAGUGGAGUCACAGCUGCCCGACAAGGUGGAGAAGGUGAUCAAGUGUGAGAUGUCUGCAUUCCAAACCAAGAUGUACAACCUCAUUCGCACCAAGGGUAUUGCGCAGUUCCAAACUGGCUCAGGCCAGGAUGGCGGACCCAGGAUCUCCAAGGGCCUCAAGAACACCCUCGUACAACUGCGAAAGAUCUGCAACCAUCCAUACCUCUUCUACGACGACGAGUAUCCCAUUGACGAGAUGAUGAUCCGUAGUGCUGGCAAGUUUGACCUGCUAGACCGCGUGCUGCCCAAGCUCAAGGCAUCGGGCCAUCGUGUGCUCAUCUUCUCCCAGAUGACACAUUUGAUCGACGUCCUCGAACAGUUCUUCUACUACAAAGGCUACAAGUAUCUGCGUCUGGACGGUUCGACCAAGUCCGAGGAGAGAGGACCACUGCUAAACCUCUUCAAUGCAGAGAACAGCGAGUACUUUAUCUUUGUGCUGAGUACAAGGGCCGGAGGUCUGGGACUCAACUUGCAGACUGCCGACACAGUCAUCAUCUUUGACAGUGAUUGGAACCCUCAGAUGGAUCUACAGGCUCAGGACAGAGCGCAUAGAAUCGGUCAGAAGCAGGUGGUGAAGGUGCUGAGACUGGUCACGUUCAACUCGGUCGAGGAAAAGAUCUUGGCGCGUGCCAACUUCAAGAAGGAGCUCGACAGGAAGAUCAUUCAGGCCGGUCAGUUCAACAACAAGUCCAAUCGCAACGAUCGUCGCCAGAUGCUCGAGUUCCUCAUGACACAGGACGAGACCGCCGAGAUGGAGCGUCAGAGCGUGCCGAGCGACCAACAGAUCAACGAGAUGAUCUCUAGGACACCUGAGGAGGUGGAGCUGUUUGAGAAGAUGGACCGCGAUCGUGGCGAGCUCGAGGCCAAGCAAUGGAAAGAGGCGGGCAAGAAGGGUGAGCCACACCGACUAUGUACAGAUGACGAGCUGCCCGACUGGAUCAAGCAAGAGGUUGAGUUGACAGAGGAUUUGGGCUUCCAGUUUGGUAAGCGACCCGGCCAAAAGAUGGACCUGGAUCUCAAGAUGACCGAGGAGCAGAUCAAGAAGAUGAUUGAGAAUGGUGACUUCAAGCGACGAAGGACCCAGACCACCUUCUUGAACACCAGCGAGGUGUAUGGCGAUGAGUACGACGACCUUGCCUCAUCCUCAUCCUCCGAAGAGGAGCAGGAAGAGUACCAGGCACCCACCAAGAGCUCAUCCAAGCGCAAGGACCUAUCAUCAGAUGAGGAGACGCCAACGAGAGGACCAAAGAAGAAGGCAAAGACUACCCCUGCCAAGAAGUCACCCUCCACAUCAACUCCAAAGACUCCAUCAUCCUCAGCCUCCACGCCAGUUGUUGGCGCCCCAACUCCUCCAGCGAGGAAGUACAGUGGCCGUGGCAGACCAGCCGGCACCAUCAAGAAGAAGCCAACAACAGAGAAUGAGAUGAAGUACCUGGACAUCUUUGACACAGUGCGUUUGGACGUUGAUGAGGACGGACGAAAGAGGUGCGAGAUCUUCCUUCGUCUGCCCAGCAAGCGAGACUAUCCAGACUACUACAACAUCAUCAAGGAGCCAAUUGAUAUGAAGACCAUCAAGGACAGGAUCACAGGCAAGAAGUACAACUCACCAGCCGAGUUUGCAGCCAACGUCAACACCAUGUUCUACAAUGCUCAGAUUUACAACUGUUCUGGAUCAGAAGUGUUUGAGGAUGCUGUAUAUUUACAGAAUGUGUUUACAAAGCUUUUCAAUCAGAACUUCCCCAACUAUCAGCUGGCACCCCCAGAGCCUCCAUUGUCCCCAUCACAGAUGCUCCAUCCAACUGCCGAUCUCAAGGAAGUCGUUCCAAUCUCCCAACUGCUCAACUCCAACAGUCCCACCAGCGACUCUGAGGACAUGCGGGCAGACACGUCAAGGCAAGGCAACAACAUCUUCACUUUUGGCAGCAACAACUUUUCCCAUGGCAGCAGCAGCGGAAGCGGCAACAGCAGUGGUAACAGCAAUAGGAAUGCCAAUUUCUCUUCUCAAUCCAACAACAACAACAGCAGCAGCAGUAGUAGUAGCAGCAUUAACAACAACAGCAACAGCAGCAACAACAAUGGCAACAGCAAGAAGAGGCCAUUCGAUCCAAUGUCCCUAUCGAACAUGGUCAGCAACGAUUCACCAACGUCAUCCCCACUCACACUCAACUCCAACUAUUCCAACGCCAAGCCUUCAAAGAGCCAUCGAAAACCAGGCUCAUCCAAAUACUCGGACUCAGAACCAGAGUCCGGUAUGGACGACGAUUAUUAA